Molecule: messenger RNA, 1002 nt
Organism: Protomyces lactucae-debilis
Lineage: Eukaryota; Fungi; Ascomycota; Taphrinomycetes; Taphrinales; Protomycetaceae
Product: rab-GTPase-TBC domain-containing protein
Exons: 1
Biological process (GO): activation of GTPase activity
Molecular function (GO): GTPase activator activity
Source: RefSeq, a predicted model, not a curated record
AACUUGCAUCCCGUUGUUGACAAACGCAUUGAGACACUCCCGAUUUCUCGGGAGAAGGAAGCCUUGCUGACCUGCACACGGCCUACUUUUCUUCCGCCGAAAUCGAAGCGCGAAGAGAAGAAACAUCUGAGGGAGUAUGAAAAGCUGAUUCGAGGUUCACUCGAGGUCGAUCGCAAAGUGCAACGCAAGAAAUACAAGCAAGUGAACAGCAAGGCAAAGCACCUUACGAAUUCGGUCGAGCAAUGGGACAAGGCCAUCCUGCCUCAUUUUGACACGGCGAUACGGGAUCCGCGCACGCGUGCACUGUGGUGGUCAGGUCUACCGAGUAGAGUGCGUGGGCGUGUUUGGGCAACCUGCAUCGGGAACGCACUGAGUGUCACACCAGACACAUUUCGUGUAGCGUAUGAAAAGGCCGUUGCCCUCGAGGCAAGAUUGCUUCGGCCCCCGACCGGAUCAUCAGAGACAGAGGACCAGCUCCUCACGAGCGAACACUUCUUGCAACUCCGGCAAUCAAUGUAUAGCACAUUCGCCGAAUUGCGCAUCUUCCAACCUGGCGGCCCAUUACAUGAGUGUUUGCUUCAAGUACUGAUGGCAUACUUGUAUUAUCGGCAAGAUGUAGGGUUCGUGCCUGGUACGAGCUACAUUGCUGGUCUGCUCCUGCUCAAUCUUACUCCGGCGCAAUCGUUCGUGACGCUCGUCAAUCUGCUGAACAGGGCAUUACCACUAGCCCUCGUUACCCGAGAUGAAGCUGUCCUCAACCGAUUUCUGGGGACAUUCAUGAUUCGCUUCCAGGAGAAGUUGCCUCGUCUUUAUCGUCAUCUGCAUGAGGAGUUACGGUUAUCGCCUGUGCGAUACCUCUUGCCAAUGCUCUACUCUCUGUUCGCAGAGCAGGCUCCCGUGGAUGUCACUUCCCGGAUAUGGGAUAUUUACUUCUUUGAGGGUGACUUGUUUCUUAUGCGUGUUGCGCUGGCGAUUAUGGUCCAAUUGGAGCAUGCACUAUAU